Messenger RNA from Nicotiana attenuata, 500 nucleotides. RefSeq names its product probable ribose-5-phosphate isomerase 2. Gene Ontology annotation, molecular function: ribose-5-phosphate isomerase activity. The record is from RefSeq and is a predicted model, not a curated record. The coding region runs from base 34 to 429 and encodes 131 amino acids. Gene Ontology annotation, biological process: pentose-phosphate shunt, non-oxidative branch. Lineage: Eukaryota; Viridiplantae; Streptophyta; Magnoliopsida; Solanales; Solanaceae. The transcript has a single exon.
UUGGUGAAUUAUUUAGGUGGUAAUGGACUUGCUAUGCCUGUUGAAAUUGUUCCCUUUUGUUGGGAAUUUACACUUAAAAGGCUUGAAAUGUUGUUUAUUAAAGCUGGUUGUGUUGGUAAAUUGAGGACUGUUGGAGAAAAUGGUGAAGCUUAUGUUACUGAUAAUGGUAAUUAUAUUAUUGAUUUGUAUUUCAAGAAAGAUAUGGGAGAUUUGAAAGCUGCAAGUGAUGCUAUUUUGAGACUUGCUGGUGUUGUUGAGCAUGGUAUGUUUAUUGAUAUGGCUACUACUGUUACUGUGGCUGGAAAUCUUGGUUGUUAUCUUGCUGAAAUAUUUAUGUGGUUGAUUGAUAUGGCUACUACUGUUAUUGUGGCUAGAUCUCCUUUACGCAUUGUUGGUUUUCCUAAUAAGUUCACUUUUACCAAUGGGUAAGUUUUCAGUUUAAAGUUUACUCUCUCCUUAUAAUCUAGAUUCACUCAACAAAUGUGGAAAGCUGAAAUACU